This is a messenger RNA of Notothenia coriiceps (black rockcod), 3468 nucleotides long. RefSeq names its product Kruppel like factor 6a (gene klf6a). The transcript has 4 exons. NCBI's taxonomy places the organism in Eukaryota, Metazoa, Chordata, Actinopteri, Perciformes, Nototheniidae. Gene Ontology annotation, biological process: regulation of transcription by RNA polymerase II. The coding region runs from base 220 to 1080 and encodes 286 amino acids. The record is from RefSeq and is a predicted model, not a curated record. Gene Ontology annotation, molecular function: DNA-binding transcription factor activity, RNA polymerase II-specific; RNA polymerase II cis-regulatory region sequence-specific DNA binding.
CAGUUGUUCCCCAUCCAGUCCAGUGCAGUGUUUGCAAACACCUUGAACGCAGAGAAGAAGAAAAAGCAGAAGAAGGGGGGGACUGACGGACGGACGCUCGGCUGUAACACUGCUGAAAACGAGCACUUCUUUACGGGCUUGCAUCGCAGGGGACCGCUCGGUUGUUUUUUUACAACACAUUUAACUGCAGCUUAAUAUUUUUUAACCCAACUCUGGAAAAUGGAUGUUCUACCCAUGUGCAGCAUCUUUCAAGAACUUCAAAUAGUUCACGACACGGGCUAUUUCUCAGCCUUACCGUCACUGGAGGAGUACUGGCAGCAGACAUGCUUGGAGUUGGAGCGCUACCUUCAGAGCGAGCCUUACGUCUCCACGGCAGAACUCAAGUUCGACAGCCAGGAGGACCUCUGGAGCAAGUUGAUCUUGGUCUGCGGGGACAAGGCCAAGGCCGAGUCCGACCCAAAGCUGCCCGCGGCCCAGGACGAGGACAAUCAGGACAGCCAAAUCUUGGACACCAACAGUGUGAAUUCUGACGCCAGCAGCGAAGCUUCAGACAGCUCUGAGGAGCUCUCGCCCACACACAGCUUUACCUCCAACCCUCUGGGCUCUGUCUUGGUUGGCUCUGGACCUUUUAGCCCAUCCAUCAUAAGCACUCCCCCGUCCUCUCCGGAGGCCAACUCGGAGCCCAGUGUCGUGACUAACGGCUGGGUCAACACACAUGCCGAGGCGCACUUGCCGGGCAAAAUCAGGACCGGCGGGGUGGCAAAGAGUACGGAAAAGACGGGACUCAGUUGCGGGGACGCGUCCCCAGACGGCAGGAGGCGAGUGCACAGGUGUCACUUCAACGGCUGUCGUAAGGUUUACACAAAGAGCUCCCACCUAAAAGCACACCAGCGCACUCAUACAGGUGAGAAACCUUACAGGUGUUCAUGGGAGGGCUGUGAGUGGCGUUUUGCACGAAGCGACGAGUUGACCAGGCACUUCAGGAAGCACACCGGGGCCAAGCCAUUUAAAUGCAGUCACUGUGACAGAUGUUUCUCCAGGUCCGAUCAUCUGGCUCUUCACAUGAAGAGGCACGUCUAGAGAAGGGCAAGCUCCAACCAAGGCGGAAAAAAGGGGAAAGUUUGGAAAGAAAAAAAACAAAUGUCGUCUCCCGACCAGUCUCUUGGUUGAACUGUCCCAGAGCAGAGUGGCGGGAGUGUGUUCCAGCCAAAGCAUGCCGUUUUGCACCAUACUGAAACCCAGUGCCUCCGGGACCUCUCUUUGGAGAAAGGCGCUCUGAAAGGUUGUCUGUUGCAACGAAAAAGGACAAAAUCAUGGAUGGGGAAGACAUUUUUUUUGAGAAGGACACACACAAAAAAGACAAAAAAAAAAAAAAAGAUAAAUGACACACACAAACAAAGAGUGAAUGAUCUGUAUGUAUGGUGCAUGAUGUUUUUGGGGGACAUCUCCCGGACAGCAGAUACACUGGUACUUUACAAAACUGUCUGAGGUAAGCAUGUGUGCACUGUGAAUGUCUGAGAUCGGCUGACUGGCCCCCCCUGAGAGGAGAGGAAGAGGAGAGGGGUUUUUUUUUUUGGAGUUGGAUUGAUGGAUGGUGCGGGGCUGGCACCGAUGUUGCUGUGGACUGAAUGGGUUUCUGGGGGGAAUUUGUGUUUCCCCGGUGGCAGUGUGAGGAUGGGGCAGGGUGGAAGUUCCUGCCUGUCUGUCUGGCACCAAGAGGGGGGGGGGGUCUCGGAAGCUUUCAAAGCUUUUGACGCCUUGGGUUUGACUUUAUAGAAGGAGGACGUGUCCCCCUUCUGGUCAGUGACCCAAAACACCCCCCACUCCCACCCGGUCACUGUAUGACAGGAGCUUUUUUGGUGUUUUUGGUGCAGCUACUAAAUGUGCAAUGUGUUAUGUAGCCUGGUUUAUUAUUUUUUUACAAGCUACAAAGCUCUAUUUGUAGUCCAAUUGUAUAAGCUGUGUGCUUAGAGUUAUAACACAACUAUACUAUAACUUCAGUAUCAUAGACAGGUGUUGCAUGGUUCUAGGGUUUGUUCAUUUCAUGUUUCCACUGUAAUCAGGACUGCAAAUAGUUUGAAUAAAAGUGCAGCUAAAGUGCGGACGGUUAAAUGUUACAAUAUUGUACAUAAAGCCUUGAUGAUUUCCCUCUUCUUUUAUUCUUUCAUCCGUUUCUUCAUCCGGCUGGAGACUUCACCACUGCUUACUCAUUCUCUCAUUCAUCCUAUGCCUUGAGGAGUAAUUUUGAUUUACUUUUUUCAUAAUAAUGCACUGUUGACCUUAAUGGUGCCUUAUGCAAGUGACUUAGCCCUGUGGUAGCGGUGGUUUUGCUCCCCGUGGAAGUCACAUUUGUUAUAUGGGUGAUUUGAAAAGCUUGAUCAAGGCUCAAUUACGCAUUAACUCGCACCUCUUUGUGUUUAAUGACCGCUGUCCGCAUCUGUUCUGACCAUUAAUCGCGUUGCUAAAAAAAAAUCUUCAGAUAAAAGCACUUUUCGAGUCGGAGCGCCAGUUAUCACAUUCAAUCAAGUCAGAACAUGUAAAUAUGUUUAGAUCACUUAAAUUCAUUUAUUAAAAGCUACUGUGUAGUUUGUAGUCCAGUCCAUCACACACAGCUCGAAGGUACAAAACAACCAGACUAGGGAAACAAAUGUGUGCAGUGCUGCUCCUUUUUCGCAGUCUCCCUCCCCACCAUCUCCAACACCAUCAUCCCCCCCCCCUUCUGUCCCUCCAUCUCUGCAAGUGGGACUGAAGAAAAAGCUAAAGAUUUAUUGUAAUUAACAGGCUGCAGUCGGACAGGCCUCGCCUUGUACUGCCUCUCAGUAAUGAAUUGCUAAAGGCUUUGUUGGCAUGGAAUCUGUCACAGACUGCUGACUGUGUAGGUUGGUUAUUGACCUGUCUGGGGAGCGUUGUUUUAGCCAAGCUGCAACAGUAUUAUCGAAACCACAGGAGCGAGCGAUGGGGGGGCGGGGGAGCAGAUAAAGAUCAAGCGUGCACAUGGAAGUUGGACAAAAAAACAAUGACAGUAUCACCGUUAAAGGUGGAUCUGUUAUUGGAUGUGGAGUGGGACCAAACCAUAGUCAUUGUAGGGUUUAUACUUAUUACUGUUUCAGGAAAAAAGUGCCACCCACUCCAGAUCACUGCUGUAGAAAUUCGAUGUUGCAGCAAGACUUAUGGAUUUCAGAUCAGCGAGUGAAAGAGACAAGAUGAGUACAAAGUUGAAACUCCUUGCUGCGAUAGAUGUGGGUAGUGCUGGCAGUGCCUUUUUUUUUUUGUGGGCAAAAAGGAAAGGAACAUCCAUUCGUUGCAAACGGCAGCCAAUACUUUUCAAAUGGUAAUUGAGCCUUGAUUAAGCCCUGUGUUUGCUCGCAUCUUUUUCCAUCAUUCGCCUUCAUCCCACUACCCCAACUUCUUCUGUCACACACACAGAUCUUUGUUCUCAACUGAAUCUUUGUAUAAAAAAAAAAAAAA